Messenger RNA from Megalops cyprinoides (Indo-Pacific tarpon), 3253 nucleotides. It is a transcript of the gene amot, whose product is annotated as angiomotin. The coding region runs from base 241 to 3216 and encodes 991 amino acids. Gene Ontology annotation, cellular component: bicellular tight junction; lamellipodium; cytoplasmic vesicle. Gene Ontology annotation, biological process: hippo signaling; regulation of cell migration; actin cytoskeleton organization. The transcript is spliced from 15 exons. The record is from RefSeq and is a predicted model, not a curated record. NCBI's taxonomy places the organism in Eukaryota, Metazoa, Chordata, Actinopteri, Elopiformes, Megalopidae. Gene Ontology annotation, molecular function: signaling receptor activity.
GAUCUCUUGGAUGUCAGCGAUUCAAUUUUAGAGUGGCUGGGCGUGGGGGACGUAGCGGAGCGCCUCUACAUUUUGGAGCGAUUGGAGGACCUUCUGCUGCAGCAGGACACCGCGGAGCGCAGCCAUGAGGGGUGGCCAGUGACACGGGACGGGGACGCGAGCAGCCAGACAGUUGAGUCUGAAGAGGGGGAGUCAGUCAGAGAAGGUUUGGGGGAAGCACAGCAGGAAGUAAAUGUUGAAAUGUUUCGGAAAAAAGCUUCAUCCUCCUUGCGAAUGAGAAGAAUAUCAGAAAGCAAUAGAUGGAGCGUCGACCGCGGCCGGAGUUCCUCCUUCCAUGAAGUCCGGGGCCUGCGUGAAGCUGACAUGAGGACCGCGGCGGAGGAGACAUCCAGCAACAACAGCAGCAGCAGCAGCAACACCGUCCUGCAGCGCCUCCUGCAGGAGCAGAUGCGCUAUGGCGAGGGCAGGAACUACUUGGCCCUGCAGCAGCAGCAGCAGCAACAGCAGCAGCAGGGCGGUGUGAGCGGCGCGGUGGGAUAUACAGGAGCCGGCGGCCCCGGCGACGACCACUCCAUGGUUCCGCACAUCGCCAGACAGGAGCCACAGGGCCAAGAGCUGCAGGCGGACGGGGGCAUGGAGAAACAGCUGACCGCCCGAGGAGGGGGAGGGGGCAGCGGAGGGGGAGGGGGAGGAGGUGGAGGAGGAGCGGGAGGAGGUGGAGGAGGAGGCGGCGGAGGAGGGGGAGGCGGCGGGCAGGGCCCGAGCGCCGAGGACCUGCCCACGUACGAGGAGGCCAAGGUGCAGUCGCAGUACUUUCGGGGGCAGCAGCAGCUGCCCCCCUCGGUGGGCGCGGCCUUCUACGUGACGGGCGUGAGCAACCCGAAGGUGCGGACGGAGGGGCGGCCCACGGUGCAGCGCGUGAGCGCGGGCAAGGUGCACCAGGACGACGGGCUGAAGGACCUGAAACAGGGCCACGUCCGCUCCCUCAGCGAGCGGCUCAUGCAGCUCUCCCUGGCCACCAGCGGGGUAAAGGCCCACGCCCCCGUCACCAGCUCCCCGCUCUCCCCCCAGCCCCCUCCCCCGGGGCCCCCGGGCGACUACUACAAGCCGUCUGUCCAGCACCGGGGCCCGCCCCCAGACUACCCCUUCAAGAACAUGGCCUCCCCUCCCAAACCACAGCAGCAGGAGCUGGGACACUACUACCCCGACCCCCGCGGCAGCCAGCAGGGCCGCGCCGACAUGCCCCACGUCCGCUACCAGCCACCCCCCGAGUACGGCUCUUUUCGAUCCAAUAAGGAGAGCUCAGGUCACUCCCAGAGGCCGCCGCACCACCACAGCCCCACCUCCUCGGUCACGUCGGUGGGCUCGCUGUCCCGCGCCCAGUCCUCCACCCUCAGCAGCCUCAUGGGGUCCCCCCACCCGCUCCCCGUCUCCCACCCUGGGGAGCCCUUUCUCAUGGGCCCCCGCAGCCCCCAGGGGCCCGGCUCGCACCAGGGUGAUCCCUUUGGCCCGGGCCCUGUGCACCCGCCCCCGCAGCGGGGCCACGGCUUCCAGCCGGACCCCUACAUGUCGGCCCCCAGGGGCCAGCCGCACCACCAGCCGCCCCAGCCCUACCCCCACCCCCACUCGGUGCAGGGCGAGCCCUACGCCAUGGUGGCGCGGGCGCAGCAGAUGGUGGAGAUGCUCUCCCAGGAGAACCAGAUGCUCAAGCAGGAGAUGGAGAUGUGCUGCGACAAGGUGGCCAAGCUGCAGAAGCUGGAGACCGAGAUCCAGCUGGUGUCAGAGGCCUAUGAGAACCUGGCAAAGUCAUCCAGCAAGAGGGAGGCCCUGGAGAAGACCAUGAGGAACAAGCUGGAGCUGGAGGUGCGCAGGCUGCACGACUUCAACAGGGACCUGAGAGAGCGCAUGGAAACUGCCAACAAGCAGCUAGCUGCUAAGGAGUGUGAAGGAUCCGAGGACAACCGCAAGACCAUCUCGCAGCUCCUCGCUCAGAACAAAGAGACACUGCGGGAGAAGGAGAAGCUGGAGAUCGAGCUCAAUGCUCUGCGCUCCACUAAUGAAGACCAGCGCCGGCACAUUGAGAUCCGGGACCAGGCUCUGAACAAUGCGCAGGCCAAAGUGGUCAAACUGGAAGAAGAACUGAAGAAGAAGCAGGUGUACGUGGAGAAGGUGGAGCGCAUGCAGCAGGCCCUGGCGCAGCUGCAGGCCGCCUGCGAGAAGAGGGAGCAGCUGGAGCACCGACUGCGCACACGGCUGGAGCGGGAGCUGGAGUCCCUGCGCAUGCAGCAGAGGCAGGGCAGCUCCCAGAACAACAGCAGCCCCGAGUACAACACCACGGCGCUCAUGGAGCACCUGCGGGAGAAGGAGGAGCGUAUCCUGGCCCUGGAGGCCGACAUGACCAAGUGGGAGCAGAAGUACCUGGAGGAGAGCGUCAUGCGGCAGUUCGCCCUGGACGCUGCCGCCUCCGUCGCCACGCAGAGGGACACCUCCACAGGAAUCAGCCACUCCCCCACCAGCAGCUAUGACACCUCGGUGGAGGCGCGCAUUCAGAAGGAGGAGGAGGAGAUCCUCAUGGCCAACCGCCGCUGCCUGGACAUGGAGAGCAGGAUCAAGAACCUGCAUGCCCAGAUUAUCGAGAAGGACGCCAUGAUCAAGGUGCUCCACCAGCGCUCCCGUAAGGAGCCCAACAAGUCGGACGCGCCGGCCACCAUGCGACCGUCCAAGUCCCUGAUGUCCAUCGCCAACACAGGCGGCUCGGGCCUGCUGUCCCACUCGCUGGGGCUCAGCGGCAGCCCCAUCGCCGAGGAGCGCAAGGAUGAUCGCAGCUGGAAGGGCAGCCUGGGUGUCCUGCUGGGCCCAGAGUUCCGCACCGACUCGCUCCGGACCGAGUCCAUCUCCUCGUCCCCCUCGCCCGUCCUGCCCUCCACCCCCAUGGCUUCUGGACAUUCCAAAACGGGCAGCCGGGACAGCUGCACUCAAACCGAUAAGGGCCAGGAGUCCAACAAGCCCAGCACCCCUGCCUUGCCCUCUGUCCCAGUACCCACCCGGAUCACCAGCCCCAGUCCAGUCUACAUCCCAGACCGCAUAGCAGACGUGCCGGUGUUCCACAGCAGCACGCUGGAGAGGAGGGCGCCGGUGCAGCCGCUGGCCCAGCCGCUGGCCCAGUCCCUGGCGCAGCAGGAAGUGGACAACGACAUGGUGGAGAUCCUCAUUUAGCCCCGCCUCUCUCCCCCCUGCCCCCCUGCUCCCUGCC